CAGGAAAUGAAUAAUUGCUGUACUGACUCAUUGGUCCACCAACAAUAUAUUUCUAAAGACAUAUUUGGGUGUGUAUUACAUCACACAGUAACUUAAGUAUUAGUUCAGAUGGGUGUGGUUUACUACGUCAUCUGAAUUAUGAGAAAUCAUACACUCUAGAAACCAGAGACUCGUAGUCACUGCAACUGAACUAGCAGCAGAAUGGAAACUCCGGUAAUCAGUUUUGGAUAAAGGCAUGAAGGGAAUGAGUCAACAAGCUGUUCUCGUUGACAGGAACCAAAUCUCAAUCUACAUAUUCAGCAUUAUCAAGCACAAUCUGCCAUCAGCGUUCAUCAAAUGCCAUAAAUCACAAUCAUGGCAUCUACCGGAAGCAAAUUUACCAUUUUUCGAUGGCUAUGCACCCUUUUGGGAUUAAUUUUUUAUGUAGGAGACAUUGGAUCAGACCUGUUGUUAUCUGUGCAGUAUUUUAGAAACGGUCAUGUGACCUGGGCUGCAUUGACUCUAGUGUUUGUUCUAAUCGCAUCUGUAUGCAUACAGAUGUUCAGUUAUGCAUGGUUCAAAGAUGAUAAAAAAAAUGAAGAAAAUGACAAGGAUCUGUCCACUUGCCAUCUGAUCGGGAUACAUGCACUGCAGAUAGGCAUUUUAACAAGGUAUUACCAACUCCUGAAGAAGAGUUUUAAAGCCCUGUGUUCAAGCAAGACUCAAGAGGAGGAGCCAUUACGCAUUUUCACCCUCGCUACAGAUCUCAGCAUGCUUCGCAUGUUUGAGACGUUUUUGGAGAGUGUUCCGCAACUCAUUCUGCAGGUCUACAUCAUACUGGAGCACAACCAUCGAUCUAAUCUGCAAUACAUUAGCAUGGCCGUGUCUUUCGUCAACAUAGCCUGGGCCACGGUGGAUUAUCGACGUUGUUUACGGCGCUCUCUACCUUACGUUAAUGAGAUGCCAUCUGGAAUCCCAACAGCUGUCUACUUGUCCUACAAAGUAUUUACCAUAACCCCUCGAAUCCUCAGCCUCACCCUCUUCAUCAUGCUUUCCACUUUUAGUACUCUAGCAAUGGCCUUGAUAUGGCUGGUGGCAACCAUCUGGGCAUUUGUGGAGAAUACCGAAUUCUGCACUUCACGAGUCCUUGAACAUCUUUAUCGAGCCGUUGUUGGAUUUAUCCUCGUUUUUACCUUCUUUAACAUCAAAGGAGAAAACACCAAAGUUCCCAUGACUCUGUAUUAUAUUUUCAUUGUAUGUCACAAUCUUGCUGCACCUAUUUUAUUGUUUCUGCUCAAACCAGAGUCUGAAGGGACUGACUACUUCCUGCCCAUCAUAUUUUUUAUAUUAUUGUCAAAUUCACUCGGACUGGGUUUUCUGGGACUCUAUUACAGCCUCCUGCACCCUCGUAGACCUGAGGAAGAUGAGGUAGAUGGAAUGGAGAAACGGAAACCAGAGCCAAAAACACGUUUAGAUCGUUUUUUACAAAUAUAAUGAUAAAUAUCUUGAUCAUAAUCUAAUGAACUUGACUAACAAAAAAGGUGCAUAUUUAUAGAUAUUUAUUAUGAUGGAAUUGAUAAAGUAUGAAGGAUCUAUGUUAAAAAAGCUGCUAAGGAAUAAUAUCGGAUUUUACAGGUAUGAAAUGUUGAACUUUACAGGUUUCACUGAACUUGUAAAAAUUAUGAAUAAGCUUUUUUACUGUCAAUGUUUGCAUUCAGUUUAUUACAUCCUUUCCCAAUAGAGCUGUUCAGUGUGCAAUCUGAAAGUGAUAAUUGCCUAGCACAAAGUUAUACUUUGCACUCUGACUUUGACCAAGUUUGUGGUUACUAAAAAGUUUUAGAAAGAAAGACUAGUAAUAGUAGUAAUGUGCUAAAACAUGCUAGCAACAUUAAGCAAUUGUUAAGACAUGCUAGUAACAUGCUAAUUCAUGUUAGCAACAUGCUAAAUGCUUGCAAUGGGCCAUGCUAGCAAUAUACUAAAACAUGCAACAAACAUGCAAAAUAAUGCUAAGCACAUGCUAAGACAUGCUAACAACAUAAAACUUGUUGGCAACAUGAUAAAACAUGCUAGGAAGCAUAUAAAACUUUCAGACAAGGCUUUGUCAGGCCAACAUAAAAGUUUGUCCCAAUUAACUUUUCUUUUAUUAUUAUCAAUGUUGAAAACAGUUGUGUUGUUUAAUGUUUUUUGUGGAAACUUGGUAGCUCUGCAUACAUAAUUCUUUGAUAAACAGAAAGCUCAAAAGAACAGCAUAUAUUUGAAAUAGAAAUCUGUAACAUUAUAAAUGCCUUUACUGUCACUUUUGUUCACUUUUACGCAUCCAUUCUGAAUAAAAGUAUUCAUUUCUUUAAAAUUCUUACUGAAAAUCGUUAAAAAUCUUACUGACCCCAAACUUUGCACGGUGGUAUAUAUCUACACAAACCAGAAUUUGUGCUCUGCCUCGGAACAGUUUUCUGUUAGUAGUUCAAUCACUACCACUAAAAAAAUACUGACACAAGAUGGCACUGUUGUUCCAAAAAAGCCUCUUGGAUAAAUACUGCCUCAUCCAAACGGAGAUUUUGUUGCCAUCAUGGAGAAUUGUUAAACCAUGAGCUGAGACAUGAACAUGAUCUUUGUCAUAAUAUAAUUGUUUUAUUGUAAAUAAUAACUUUUUGUAAUAAAGGAAUUAUAUCUUUA
Ctenopharyngodon idella (grass carp) is the source of this 2652-nucleotide messenger RNA. It is a transcript of the gene xkr9, whose product is annotated as XK, Kell blood group complex subunit-related family, member 9. NCBI's taxonomy places the organism in Eukaryota, Metazoa, Chordata, Actinopteri, Cypriniformes, Xenocyprididae. The record is from RefSeq and is a predicted model, not a curated record. Gene Ontology annotation, biological process: apoptotic process involved in development; engulfment of apoptotic cell; phosphatidylserine exposure on apoptotic cell surface. Bases 355 to 1473 code for a protein of 372 amino acids. Gene Ontology annotation, cellular component: plasma membrane. The transcript has 4 exons.